CCUCCUGGCCCCGCGAUGAGUCAGCCACCGACUGGGGGCGCUGCCCCUCCUGCAGCCCCAGCUUCCGCAGCCACCGCGGCCACCGAGGCGCGAUUGCACCCGGAGGGCAGCAGCCGAAAGCAGCAACGUGCUCAGUCGCCCGCUCGACUGCGGGACGGUUCGCUCCGCCAGACCGCCGGGGCCACGCGGUCGCCAAUAGGCUCCGGCUCGAAACUCAAUUCUGUCCGGCAGCAGCAGCAGCAGCAGCAGCAGCUUCUGCAGCAGCAGCAGCAACAACAGCAGCUGCAGGGCAACAAGUCUGGGAGCCGCGCUACGCCCGCGGCCAGCGCCCGCGGAGGCGGGGCCGAGAAGGCGGGGCCCGCGGCGCCGAAAGGGGCCGCAGCGGGCGCUGUCCCGGCCGCGGGUGGUGCUGAAACGGCCACCCUGGCCCCCGGGGGCGGCCGAAAGCCCGGCGCCCCGGAGGAAGCGCCCAGAGAGCUCGAGACCGUGUCGGCGAAACACGGGGAACCCCCUCCGCUAGGAGGAGGAGGAGGAGGAGGAGGAGGAGGAGGAGGAGGGCUGGGGGAAGGAGGAGGAGGAGGAGCCGGCAGCGGCUCGGGGGAGAAGGAGGGGGGCGCUCCGCAGCCGCCGCCGCCGCCCAGGGGCUGGCGAGGGAAAGGCGUCCGCGCGCAGCAGAGGGGCGGCAGCGCCGGGGAAGGGGCUUCCCCGUCGCCUUCCUCCUCGGCGGCCAAACCCCCCAGCUCCGCGAGCAGAAACCCCGGAAGCGGCGGCGGCAGCGGCGGCGGCUACUGGAAAGAAGGAUGCCUGCAGUCUGAGCUCAUCCAAUUUCAUCUCAAGAAAGAGCGGGCGGCGGCGGCGGCGGCCGCGGCGGCUCAGAUGCACACGAAGAACGGGGGAGGGGGCAGCACCCGCAGCUCCCCGAUCGCGGGCGCCCCGGCCGUUUGCGAGCCCCUGGCCACCCCGGCCGCCUCUCCGAUGGCCGCGGCCGCAGAGGGCCCCCCGCAGAGCGCCGAGGGCAGCAGUGCCAGCGGCGGGGCCCUGCAGGCAGCGGCGCCCCCCGCCGCCGCGCGGCCCAACCCGCAGCCGCUCCCGGAGCAAGAAGAGAUGCAGGAGGAGAUGGAGAAGCUGCGAGAGGAGAAUGAGACUCUCAAGAACGAGAUCGAUGAGCUAAGGACCGAGAUGGAUGAAAUGAGGGACACUUUCUUCGAGGAGGAUGCGUGUCAACUGCAGGAAAUGCGACACGAGUUGGAGAGGGCCAACAAAAACUGCCGGAUUCUGCAGUACCGCCUCCGCAAAGCCGAACGCAAAAGGCUCCGUUACGCACAGACCGGGGAAAUCGACGGAGAGCUGUUACGCAGCCUGGAGCAGGACCUCAAGGUUGCAAAGGAUGUAUCAGUGAGACUUCACCAUGAACUGGAAAAUGUGGAAGAAAAGAGAACAACAACAGAAGAUGAAAAUGAGAAAUUGAGGCAACAACUCAUAGAGGUUGAGAUCGCAAAACAAGCUUUACAGAAUGAGCUGGAAAAAAUGAAGGAGCUAUCCCUAAAAAGAAGAGGAAGCAAAGAUUUACCAAAAUCAGAAAAAAAGACUCAACAGACUCCCACAGAGGAGGACAAUGAAGAUUUGAAAUGCCAGCUGCAGUUUGUGAAAGAAGAAGCUGCUUUGAUGCGAAAGAAAAUGGCCAAGAUUGACAAAGAAAAGGACAGAUUCGAACACGAGCUCCAGAAGUACAGAUCCUUUUACGGGGAUCUGGACAGCCCUUUGCCCAAAGGAGAAGCGGGGGGUCCUCCCAGCACCCGGGAGGCCGAGCUCAAGCUACGACUGAGGCUGGUGGAGGAAGAAGCCAACAUUCUGGGCAGGAAAAUCGUGGAACUGGAGGUGGAGAACCGAGGCCUGAAGGCAGAACUCGACGAUCUGCGGGGCGAUGACUUCAACGGCUCGGCCAACCCGCUCAUCCGGGAGCAGAGCGAGUCCCUGUCGGAGCUGCGGCAGCACCUGCAGCUGGUGGAGGACGAGACCGAGCUGCUGCGGCGCAACGUGGCCGACCUGGAGGAGCAGAACAAGCGCAUCACCGCCGAGCUCAACAAGUACAAGUACAAGUCAGGCAGCCACGACAGCGCCCGGCACCACGACAGCGCCAAGACCGAGGCCCUGCAGGAGGAGCUGAAGGCCGCGCGCCUGCAGAUCAACGAGCUGAGCGGCAAGGUGAUGCAGCUGCAGUACGAGAACCGCGUGCUCAUGUCCAACAUGCAGCGCUACGACCUGGCCUCGCACCUGGGCAUCCGCGGCAGCCCCCGCGACAGCGAUGCCGAGAGCGACGCGGGCAAGAAGGAGAGCGACGACGACUCGCGACCCCCGCACCGAAAGCGCGAGGGGCCCAUCGGCGGCGAGAGCGACUCGGAGGAGGUGCGCAACAUCCGCUGCCUCACGCCCACCCGCUCCUUCUACCCCGCCCCGCCGGGGCCCUGGCCCAAGAGCUUCUCCGACCGGCAGCAGAUGAAGGACAUCCGCUCCGAGGCCGAGCGCCUGGGCAAGACCAUCGACCGGCUCAUCGCCGACACCAGCACCAUCAUCACCGAGGCGCGCAUCUACGUGGCCAACGGGGACCUGUUCGGACUGAUGGACGAGGAGGACGACGGCAGCCGCAUCCGCGAGCACGAGCUCCUCUACCGCAUCAACGCGCAGAUGAAGGCCUUCCGCAAGGAGCUGCAGACCUUCAUCGACCGGCUCGAGGUGCCCAAGUCCGCGGACGACCGCGGUGCCGAGGAGCCCAUAUCCGUGAGUCAGAUGUUCCAGCCUAUCAUUUUACUUAUUCUCAUUCUUGUAUUAUUUUCAUCACUUUCUUACACAACAAUAUUUAAACUUGUCUUCCUUUUUACACUGUUUUUUGUACUGUAAAUCUUUCAUCAUUUACCAUUCAUUGUA
Molecule: messenger RNA, 2925 nt
Organism: Sorex fumeus (smoky shrew)
Lineage: Eukaryota; Metazoa; Chordata; Mammalia; Eulipotyphla; Soricidae
Gene: MTCL3
Product: MTCL family member 3
Biological process (GO): regulation of autophagy
Source: RefSeq, a predicted model, not a curated record